This is a messenger RNA of Tachyglossus aculeatus (Australian echidna), 2296 nucleotides long. RefSeq names its product eukaryotic translation initiation factor 4E binding protein 1 (gene EIF4EBP1). Gene Ontology annotation, biological process: negative regulation of translational initiation. The coding region runs from base 1 to 1020 and encodes 339 amino acids. The record is from RefSeq and is a predicted model, not a curated record. Gene Ontology annotation, molecular function: eukaryotic initiation factor 4E binding. Gene Ontology annotation, cellular component: cytoplasm. NCBI's taxonomy places the organism in Eukaryota, Metazoa, Chordata, Mammalia, Monotremata, Tachyglossidae. The transcript has 3 exons.
AUGGGCCAGCUUGACCGAGGGUGGGGGGAGCGGGACUACAAAUCCCAGGAGGCCGCGCGCAGCCACAGCGGAAGGGGGGUGGGGGGCGGAGCCGAACGGAGCCGAACGCGGCCGAGUGGGGCCGAGCGCGGCCGAGUGGAGCCGAACGGAGUCGAACGGAGCCGAACGGAGUCGAGUGGGGCCGAACGCAGCCGAGCGGAGCCGAACCGAGUCGAGUGGGGCCGAACGCAGCCGAGCGGAGCCGAACCGAGUCGAGUGGGGCCGAACGCAGCCGAGCGGAGCCGAGCGCGGCCGAACGGAGCCGAACGCAGCCGAGCGGAGCCGAACCGAGUCGAGUGGGGCCGAACGCAGCCGAGCGGAGCCGAACCGAGUCGAGUGGGGCCGGACGCAGCCGAGUGGAGCCGAACCGAGUCGAGUGGGGCCGAGCGCGGCCGAGCGGAGCCGAGCGCGGCCGAACGGAGCCGAACGCAGCCGCGUGGAGCCCAGCGCGGCCGAACGGAGCCGAACGGAGUCGAGUGGGGCCGGACGCAGCCGAGUGGAGCCGAGCGGAGAGUCGAGUGGAGCCGAUCGGAGCCGAGCCGAGCACGGAGAGCGAGCGGCUCGGGUGUCGGCGGGCUCCGCGCGGAGGAGGAGGAGGAGGAGGAGGGACAGGCGUCCAGCAUGUCCGCGGGCGGCGGCGACGGUAGCUGCGGGCAGACCCCGAGCCGGGCCAUCCCCGCCCCCCGCCGGGUGGUGCUCAGCGACGGGGCGCAGCUGCCCCCCGGGGACUACAGCACCACCCCCGGAGGAACCCUCUUCAGCACCACCCCGGGAGGUACCAGGAUCAUCUACGACCGCAAGUUUCUGAUGGGGUGCCGCAACUCCCCCGUGGCCAAAACACCCCCCCGGGACCUGCCCCGGAUCCCUGGGGUCACCAGCCCCCAAACCGAUGAGCCCAGCACCGAAACCACCCACCUGCACAACAGCCACGAGGACAAGCCGAGCGGCAGUGAGGACUCUCAGUUCGAGAUGGACAUUUAAAGCGCCGGACCUCAGAAGCAAUAACCCUUCAGCCAGUGGACUCUGCUCAGAGGAGCGUUCGCCAAAGCCAGGCAUCAUGAGGAAUGCCUUCCUGGGGGUGAGGGUUGGGGGGAAUGAAGCCGAGUCAGCAUCCUUCCUCCUUUUCACUCAGGGCAGCCACUCCCCCACUUCCAAGCCAGCACCAAUUGGCAAACCCACAGCUACAUCAAGAUCGCCCACGAAUCCCUGCUCCCGAAGGCCAGGAGGCAGGGGAGCUGCAGGAGCUCUUGCAAAUGAUAAUCAUUCUUUUGGUUUCUUUCUGUUUCAACGUCUGUCCCCCCGCCCCCUAUAAUCAGCAACAGCCCACGCUCAAGGCCACCAGAACAAAGGGAGGAAAUAAGAAAAAGGCAACUGCGGGCUUAAGGCUGAGAACCUUGAGAACUUCUAGUCUCAGCUGCCAGUCGCCGAGGCCUAUUGCCAGUUUGUCUUAGAGGGCCCGGCUCUCUCCUUGCCAAGUUCUAGUAUUGGCACUACCUCUAGGAUCGGGAUGGGAUUUCCCCUAUUGGAUCGAGAGGUGGGAAAGGUAAAGUUGAAGGCCAGGGGCUAUCAUCCACAUUAGAAGGGGCCUCCAUAUGAGGAGCCCUCCCAAGUCAGGAUGCUCGUCCUCUAGACUGUAAGCUCUUUGUGGGCAGGGAACACGUCUACCAACUCUGUUAUAUUGUACUCUCCUAAGUGCUCAUUACAAUGCGCUGCGGACAGUAAGCGCUCAAUAAAUAUGAUUGACCGAUUGUAACAAAAGCUGGCAGUUGUUACUCUAGCCCUCAGUGAAGUUCGGUGCCAGGAAACUGAAGUGAGAACUGGCCUCUCUCAGGAAACUUUUUGCGCUCCCAUUCUUCAAGCCAAGUCUCAGGGGUCAAUCUCAUAAACCCCCAAAUUGAGUGGCCACCGAUAGCACCCAAGGAAACCGUCCACCCCUCUGUUGACCUGGAAUAAGCUGCUUACGUUAUGACGUUAAUCAGAACCUUGCGUGGAAAUCCACAGGGACACACUGCAGGAGGACUCCUGACCUCUUCUCUUUGCUCCAGAGCCAUUACAUUCCCCCAGGUGCCACUUAAGACACUGGACAUAAAGACAUCUGGUGCGGUACUGAUACCCAACAGGUAAGAGACCUGCUGAAAAUCAGUCUGAUGAUCAUCCUAUACGUAGAUGCACCUCUGCAAACUUGAUAAAAUCAGUAAUUUCCUCCUGAAAAAGGUGUACCCAGUGGCUAUGGUGUGGUAAGCUCUGGCCUGGUUGG